AUGGGUGAUAAAUCAAGCUCUUCAACGGUUACGACCGAAACCAAAGCCCUGCAUCCAAUGUACUUUGUCUCUAACAUACAACAUAAAGUUCGAAUCCUGGAUGGAGUCAAAGUUACCUACACGGCAUGGGUGAAACUAUUCAAACUUCAUGCUCGCGGAUAUGAAGUAUUAGAACAUAUCGAUGGAACCGAUCCCCUGUCUGAAACUUCUGGUGAAUAUGAGUCCUGGAGGAAGAUUGAUGCCAUAGUCCUUCAAUGGAUCUAUGGCACACUGUCUGAUGAUUUGUUAGUCCGAGUAUUAGAAGCCGAAUCGACUGCCCAGCAGGCUUGGAAUCGGAUUCAAGCCAUAUUUCAGAACAACAAAAACUCUAGAGCAUCUAAUCUUCUUCAUGCAUUCACUACCACUACCCUAGCCUCUUGUGCUAACAUGAAUGAAUAUUUUCAGAAAUUGAAAGAUAUUGCAGAACAGUUAAGCGAUGUGGAUCAACCAGUUACAGAGUCACGAUUGGUGCUGCAAAUGGUUUCCGGGCUUCCACCCGAAUAUGAUACCACGGCUGCGUUUAUUACACAGUCCAACACGACCUGGGAUGAGGCUAUUGACAUGAUUCAUUGUGAGCAACGCAGACAAGCGGCUAGAACACAGACUUUUCAAUCAGCUUUUGUCGCUCCUCGAACCAACAACCCAACGCCUAACGGCUCCGCCUCGUACCCGGUAUCCAACCCGACCCCUACCCCACCUCCAUCUAACCAUCCAACUCCACAUUAUGACCAGUACCAACAACGCCAAUACCAAUGCGGACGUGGCCGUGGUCGUGGGUACCGAGGAGGACGUGGCAGGGGGCGCUAUAACCAUUCUUAUAAUUCACAACAACAGGCCCCUUACCAUCCUUGGACAAACCCCACCUCCACCGGAUACCCACCAUCACAUGGUUACAGGCAAAACACAAAUGGGUAUGGUUGGUGGCCCGCCCCACCUCCACGUCCUCACCCUCAUCAGUCACCGUGA
Helianthus annuus (common sunflower) is the source of this 1005-nucleotide messenger RNA. RefSeq lists its product as uncharacterized. The record is from RefSeq and is a predicted model, not a curated record. The coding region runs from base 1 to 1005 and encodes 334 amino acids. Lineage: Eukaryota; Viridiplantae; Streptophyta; Magnoliopsida; Asterales; Asteraceae. The transcript has a single exon.